CCCACAACCUCAGUCCUGUCCUCGCUCCCCAAGUGUCUCCACAACAUGGGGGUUUGGGGUUUUAUUGCUGGGGCUGUUUUUCUGCUCCUGAUCUUGGCCGUCAUAGGUUUCCUUCUGGUCUGUGGAUAUAUCUACUACCUCCACUUAAAAUAUGACCACAUCCCUGGACCCCCCAGAGACAGCCUUUUACUGGGACACUUGCCAUCACUGAUGAAGAUGAUGAGGAAUAGCGAGAUAAUUUAUGACUCCUUCUUUGAAUGGAUAGAGAGGUACGGUCCGGUAAUACGUCUCAAUGCAUUGCACAAGGUGAUGAUCUUUGUUGUCAGCCCAGAAGGAGUUAAGGAAUUUUUGUUAUCACCAAAAUAUACCAAAGAUGAUUUCUAUGAUAUUCUGCACAACCUGUUCGGAGCGAGAUUUAUGGGAAGAAGUUUGCUCGCAGCUCAGAACUAUGACCACUGGCACAAACAAAGGAGGAUUAUGGAUCCUGCAUUCAAAAAAGCCAACUUACUAGAGUCAUUGGGAAUUUUUGAUGAAAAAGCAGAGGAAUUGAUGGACAGACUAACAGAAAAGGCCGACUGGAAAAGCCAGGUUGGGAUGCACAAUAUGAUGAAUAGAGUCACACUGGACGUCAUAGCCAAGGUGGCCUUUGACAUGGAUCUGAAUUCUGUUCAGGAUGAUCAAACUCCAUUUCCAAAAACUAUUUCAACGGUUAUGAGAGGAAUGGUGGAGGCACGAGAUCCAUUAUCAUUGUUUUAUCCAUCCAACCAAUCCUUCAUCAAAGAAGUGAAAAAGAGUCUCCAAUUUCUGAGAGAAACAGGAAAAGAAUGUAUUGAGCGAAGGGUCAAGGCAAUUCAAGAUGGAGAAGACGUUCCUAAAGAUAUCCUCACGCAGAUCCUUAAAGGAUCCGAUGUAGAAGAAGGCUGCACGAUGGAGGAUCUAAUAGAUAAUUUUGUGACUUUCUUCAUUGCAGGACAAGAAACAACAGCCAACCAAUUAAGUUUUUGUUUGAUGGAAUUAGCACGGAACCCAGAGGUUCUAGCUCGGCUCCAGGUUGAAGUGGACGAAGUUAUUGGCUCCAAAAGAGACAUUGUAUAUGAAGAUCUUCGGAAACUGAAAUAUCUGUCCCAGGUUUUAAAGGAAACCUUGAGGUUGUACCCAACUGCUCCAGGAACAUCGCGGUGGUCGGAAAGCGAUAUUGUCAUCGAAGGACAUAUGAUUCCUCGCGGGUCACAUGUAAUGUUCAAUACAUACAUCAUGAGUCGGAUGGAGAAAUACUUUCCAGACCCCUUGGUCUUCAACCCGGAUAGAUUCCACCCUGAUGUUCCCAGGCCUGCCCAUGUCUACUUUCCAUUUUCUCUUGGACCACGAACAUGUAUUGGACAAGCAUUUGCUCAGAUGGAGGCCAAGGUCGUCAUUGCCAAAUUCGUGCAGAGGUUUGAAUUUGAGCUGGUGGAAGGACAGAGCUUCAGGAUCUUGGACACCGGGACCCUGCGCCCAUUGGACGGUGUGAUCUGCAGACUGAGACCUCGAGCAGAGCGCAAAACAUUGAAGAAAUAACUACAGCAACUUUCCUCUCAAAAGAACACUUUGAGUAGUGCUCAUCCACCUUAGUGUAGAAAGACUAUACUUUUCUUUCCAAGUUCGAGCUCAUGCAUGGUCUCUGGGGUCUGGAGGUGUUCUUCCCUGGACUACACAGCUUGAUCUAUUAUUUACAUACAAGUAACGCCUCAUUCAGCCGUAGCGUUUUGCCGAUCUGCAAUUUGUGGACCGCACAUGGCCGCAACCAUAAUAGAAAAUGCCUAUUCUUUUCCGCCAUUGCGGACAAGAAUAGGACAUGCUCUGUCCUUUCCGCGGAGCCGCAGAAUGGAACCACGAAUGUGGACAGCACACAGUCUGCUUCCGCAUCUUUUGCGGCCCCAUUGAAAUGAAUGGGCCCGCAACUAUUCUGCAAAAUUGCGGAACGGAUGCGGACCAUUCAUACGGCCGUCUGAAUAAGCCCUAAAUGUUGUAUAUGAUGCCUCAUAUUUAGGUUUGCUUCCCUGUUUAUAUCCACAAUUGCUUUGUAUUUACGAUUCAGUGCGUGCACCAAAAUUACAGGGCCCCCACAGCAAAAUUUAAAAUGGACCCCCACUGCACUGAGCCAUCUGCCAAAUGUCAUCAAUUAAAUGAUAAAAGUUUGACUGCCUAAAGGAAGUAGCUCAGCCCUCGGUUUAGAAACAAAAACCUAUGAAGAUUGAAACGGGCUGACUGCCAAGCUACCAUUAGCGCAAGCUCACAACCUAUAUAUUUAUAAAGCCACCACUAGGGGGAGCUCAUGACCUAUAUAUUUAUAAAGCCACCACUAGGGGGAGCUCAUGACCUAUAUAUUUAUAAAGCCAC
Molecule: messenger RNA, 2379 nt
Organism: Bufo bufo (common toad)
Lineage: Eukaryota; Metazoa; Chordata; Amphibia; Anura; Bufonidae
Product: cholesterol 24-hydroxylase-like
Exons: 15
Coding region: 46-1557 (503 amino acids)
Biological process (GO): cholesterol catabolic process
Molecular function (GO): heme binding; cholesterol 24-hydroxylase activity; iron ion binding
Source: RefSeq, a predicted model, not a curated record